ACGUGUUUCCCUUCAAGCGUCGAUACUACAGGAACGACGAGGAACCAAAAAUGGCGAAUUCAUUUGACAUGAUUCGGUCGUUGGGACUGCAGAUGCAGCCGUUCGAUUAUACUGCUCAUACCGACGAUGUCGGUGUUGAAUGGAGCAAGUGGCUCAGAUCGUUCGAAACAAUGAUUCGAGCUAGUCGGGUAGACGAUGAAGACUGGAAGAGAGAUUUAUUGCUACACUUCGCCGGUUCGAGCAUCCAACAACUUUUCGAUACAUUGCCCGAGUUGGCCGGUGCCGAAUUUCGCGGACCUCUACUAAACAUCGAACAUUACACACCGAAUAUGACAAACUAUGAGGAAGCACGCGCCAGGUUGAAUGAGUUUUUUAUGCCAAAGGAGAACACCACAUAUGAACGUCACUUACUGCGCCAGAUGAGACAACGAUCCGGGGAAAAUAUUGAUGCAUUCACCAUCAGAUUGAGAGUCCAAGCGGAACGGUGCGGAUUUGGUGACCGAACGGAGGAAAACAUAAAAGACCAAAUUAUACAGAACUGCCAAUCGGCUGCGCUGCGCCGGGAUCUAUUAAAGCGAGGUGAUGCGAGUCUGGAGGAAAUUUUGAGCAUUGCAAAAAUUUUCGAAACCGUUGCACAGCAGGAGAAAUCUUUUGCUGUUAAUGAAAUUUCGAAACCAAACAUCAGCGAAGUCAACAAAAUUGAUGCAAAGCGAUCUUUUGCCAUGCGUAAACGGCAUGCUGAAAUGGUGCAGUUUGAAUGUCAUCGUUGUGGAUACAGUGGACAUCUAGCAAGAGAUGCGAAUUGCCCUGCCAAAGGAAAGGCAUGCAACCGAUGUGGAGGCAAAGACCAUUUUGCCAGAAAGUGCCGCAGAAACAAGAAUUUGAUAAGAGCAAAUAGCUACCGAUGGAUUGGAAAUCGGCGGGACGACAGAGACAACAAAACUGCCGAACAAAGUCGUUCCGAUGAUGACUCAAACACUGUGAAACAAAUAACUGACGAGAAAAUAGAAUACGUGUUCAAUGUAACCACUAGCGACAGUGACGGUGAAAUCCAGUGUGAGAUCGGAGGAGUACUUGUUCAUGCAGUGAUCGACUCCGGUUCCAAAUACAAUUUGUUGAGCCAAAAAGAUUGGGAAACACUGAAAACCAACAAAGUGAGAGUGUCAAAUCAACGACGAGAAACAUCGAAAUCCUUCAAGGCCUAUGGAGGUCAACCCCUGGCACUACUGGGCGUAUUUACAGCAAUGAUCAAGCUAUGCAACGUAACUGGACUGGCAGAGUUCUACGUAAUAGAAGGUCACGGCAAAAUCCUUAUCGGUCGCGACACUGCAACAUCAAUGGGGGUUCUAAAAAUUAAUAUUCCUGUGAACGAAAUAAAAGCUGAAUGCAAGCAUUUGGGUACUAUCAAGGGAAUUGUGGUAGACAUUCCCAUCAAGGCCGAUGUUGCACCUGUUGUACAACCGUACAGACGCAUACCAGUGGCAUUGGAAGAAAGAGUUGAUAAGAAAAUUGACGAGUUACUCAGCCAAGGCGUUAUCGAACCAGUGAAUGAACCAUCCAAAUGGGUCUCCCCGGUGGUCGUGGUUCCCAAAGGAGACGACAUUCGAAUUUGUGUGGAUAUGCGACGUGCCAACGAGGCGGUAGAGAGAGUGACUCACCCUCGGAAUCACCCCUUACCGACUUUCGAGGAUUUUCUUCCUCAACUGGCAAAAGCGAAAGUUUUCUCUCGGAUCGAUGUGAAGCACGCUUUCCAUCAGGUUGAAAUAUCGGAAAAGUCGAGGGAGAUUACAACUUUUGUUACGCGCAGAGGAUUGUUUCGAUACACCCGACUUAUGUUUGGGAUCAACUGCGCGCCAGAAUUGUUCCAAAAGGCAAUGGAACAGGUUCUGAGCGGAUGCGAUGGGUGCAUGGUGUACAUUGAUGAUGCUAUUGUGUACGGGUCUGAUCAUGAGGAGCACAAUAUGAGAUUAGAAAAAGUUCUUCUCAAACUAAAAGAAUGGAAUGUAGCACUAAACGAGGAAAAAUGCGUUUAUGGAGUAACCGAAAUGGACUUCCUAGGUCACACGUUGUCAGCGGAUGGAAUUAAGCCUGAUAAAGAUAAACUUGAAUCAAUACAAAAUUUCAGAGCACCGAGAAAUGGAGAAGAAGUAAGAAGUUUUCUCGGUUUGGUUAAUUUUGUCGGCAAGUUUCUUCCCGAUUUGGCUACUCUAACGUAUCCACUGCGACUAUUGACGAAUCAAGGACGAAAAUUUGAAUGGGGAACCACACAGCAAAAAGCUUUUGCAAAACUGAAAGAACAUUUGACGGACCCUAAAACACUGGGUUACUAUGACAUUGAUGAUCGUACGCAACUGAUAGCCGAUGCAAGCCCAGUUGGCUUAGGGGCUGUGCUUAUUCAGUUUUCUAGCGAGGAGUUUCGGACGUAUUGCAAAUCUAGCAAUAUAAAGCUUAUCAGCACUACACCAUACUGGCCCCAACAGAACGGUGAAGUUGAGCGACAAAACCGUUCUAUUUUGAAAAGAUUAACGAUCAAUCAAACAAUGAACGGUGACUGGAUCGAAGAAUUGAACAAAUACCUACUAAUGUAUCGCUCAUCUUCCCACUCGACGUCAAAGAAAACACCCUCAGAACUGAUGUUCGGGUAUAAUAUUCGUGAUAAACUCCCGUCUAUCUAUCAGCCUAAAGAUGUCGAUGAAGAGUUGAUAGAUCAAGACAAAGCCAUGAAAGAAAGAGGUAAGCUGUACGCAGAUGAACGACGGAAUGCUAAACCGAAUCUUAUCUCGGAAGGCGACAACGUUUUGCUGAAGAAAAUGACUAAAACGAAUAAGUUAACACCAACUUUUGAUUCCGAAGCAUUCAAAGUAAUCAAACGAAAGGGCGGGGAUGUGAUAGUUGCUUCAGAAUCUGGUGUUAAAUACCGAAGACAUGUGACCCAUCUACAACGCAUUCCGGUGGGUGUGACUGAUUUGUGCGCACAAGAAACGAACAAACCUGAUGGUAAUUCUCCCGACGAAGGCAUAGGACAACAUGCAGACUGCACCAGAGGACGUGGAGUUAAACGAACUAUUCGACCGCCAACAUAUAUGCGUCAUUACGUGCAAGCCGUCCAAAAGGAUUGAAACCUAAUAAUAACAUUGAACCAGAUAAAAAGAAGAAAGUGAAUGUAGUAUCUACUGUUAUUUCUAAUGAUACCUAUUAAUAGAUAAACCUUGGUAACAAGGGUCGUGAGAGCUUUCACAUAUAGCUCACGACUGUAAAAGCUUUACUCAUAACAUGUACGAUACGAAGCAGAGAAUAAACCUCAUUAGUAUUGAGA
Armigeres subalbatus is the source of this 3316-nucleotide messenger RNA. RefSeq lists its product as uncharacterized. The record is from RefSeq and is a predicted model, not a curated record. The transcript has 5 exons. The coding region runs from base 51 to 3119 and encodes 1022 amino acids. Gene Ontology annotation, biological process: DNA integration. Gene Ontology annotation, molecular function: nucleic acid binding; zinc ion binding. NCBI's taxonomy places the organism in Eukaryota, Metazoa, Arthropoda, Insecta, Diptera, Culicidae.